UUUGCCACCGAGCCACCGUACAAAACCCCUUCCCCUCUCCGUCACCUCCCCGGAGCCGCCGCCGCCGCCGGCGCGGGUUUGAUCCCUCGGUGACAGCGGCGUCUAUGCGCUACAGCCGGCGCGCAGCGCAGCGCUGACGACUUCCCUCGGCGGUUUGGGCAGGUCAGACUUUGGCAUCUGCGUUUGGACUUAAUGGACUUUUUGGAUGGCUGUGAUUGAAUAGAUUAUGAAGGAGAUGCUCUCAAAUAGACUUGCUCCCUUCAUUUCCAAGUGUUGUAUUUCUAGCCUUCGGACAUCCUCACCAUCUUCAUCCUUCUCCUCACUGUCCCCAAUACAACCAUGGUUAUUUAUCGGUCUUGGCAACCCUGGAGAGAAGUACCAAUCCACCAGGCACAAUGUGGGAUUUGAUAUGAUAGAUGCAUUUGCACAGUCUCAGGGUAUACCGUUGGCUACACAUUACUUCAAAGCACUAUUUGGUGAAGGUAUGGUUGAUGGGGUACCUGUUCUUCUUGCCAAGCCUCAGACUUAUAUGAAUCUCAGUGGAGAAUCUGUUGGUCCACUUGCUGCCUAUUACAAACUGCCACUUAAUCGUGUCUUGGUGGCAUUUGAUGACAUGGACUUACCAUGUGGAGUUCUCCGUUUACAGCCAAAAGGAGGUUUUGGACGGCACAAUGGGUUGUUUACCAGGUUGAGGAGUGUGAUAUACCACUUUCGCCAGAAUCGAGAAUUUUGCCGAUUAAGAAUGGGAAUUGGACGGCCACCUGGCCAGAUGGAUCCUAAAGCUUUUGUUCUUCAGAAGUUUAAUAGGACUAGUCGUGAACGGAUUGAUUCAGCUAUAAAAGAGGGAGUCAAUAUUUUGAAGAUGGUGGCCACCAACGGUUUAGCAGAGGUAGCAAGAUUGUCAAAUGCAGAUCAGAAGUAUAAGCAUCUGAGAUCACAUGAUCUUCAAGACUAAAAAUGACUAGACUCUGCUUAUCUAGUGAACUGGUAUUUCAGCACACUUGGUGCCCCUCGUGCUCUUCCAGUACCUCGGUUGGUGGCUGGUCUGAGAAUCUAGUACACCCAAGUAUUCUCCUCGAUACCCUCUGCAGGAUACAUCUCUUUGGUGCUGGAUAUGGAGUUUUUGAUGUUUCUCUAUGGUCAAUUUCAGUUGACUCGUCAGUUAUUGACGUUGAACUGGAAGUUGAUGAUUCAAGUUCAAAGCUUCUGAUUUAGAGAGAAGGAAGCAUGUUUUGAGGAGUCAGCACUUAGCCAUACAAUGCCUUGAACUAUUUUUUUCAUGUUGGGGAAAUCAUAAUAUUACCAGAAUAACAUUUGGUGUGCACUUAAUAAAUCUUUAAGAAAUUGAUUUCGUGCGUUGUAUGAUGUAAUGGAAAUAACAUGAAUGUGCAUGAUGCUUAUGGUAUUCAUUGUCAUUUUCCCUU
Messenger RNA from Panicum virgatum (switchgrass), 1424 nucleotides. Its product is annotated as CRS2-like protein, chloroplastic. Lineage: Eukaryota; Viridiplantae; Streptophyta; Magnoliopsida; Poales; Poaceae. The transcript has 9 exons. Bases 227 to 955 code for a protein of 242 amino acids. The record is from RefSeq and is a predicted model, not a curated record. Gene Ontology annotation, molecular function: peptidyl-tRNA hydrolase activity.